GUGAUGCCACGUGACUUCUCUGGUGGGGUCAUAUGAUCUUCCUCCCGCUCGGCGUCUGUUUUCCUCUAACAGCUGCUGAUCAUGGCGGAUUUUCAGGAGCGGCGGACUCUGCUGGGAGACGACGAUGAAUGCUCGUUCGCCGGUCGACCGGAAGCAAGGGGACCCGGCAGGCCGAUGGCCGCCAUCUGCGACCCAAGCCACCUCCUGCACCGAGUGGUCGUCCUGGUGUUUAUGUGCUUCCUGGGAUUCGGAAGCUACUUCUGUUAUGACAAUCCAGCUGCGCUUCAAACUCAAGUCAUACAGGAUCUGAAUUUGAACACUGCAAAGUUCAUGCAGCUGUAUGCCUGGUACUCUUGGCCAAAUGUGAUUCUCUGCUUCUUGGGAGGCUUCCUGAUCGACAGGGUUUUCGGCAUCAGGCUUGGAACCAUCAUCUUUUCCCUUUUUGUCUGUAUUGGACAGGUAAUAUUUGCAGCCGGAGCGUGGGGCAAUCGUUUUUGGCUGAUGGAAGUCGGACGUUUUGUAUUUGGUAUUGGGGGUGAGUCUCUAGCUGUGGCCCAAAACACCUACGCGGUGAACUGGUUCAAAGGCAAGGAACUCAACCUGGUUUUUGGCCUUCAGCUGAGCAUGGCCCGACUGGGCAGCACAGUGAACAUGAACAUCAUGGGCUGGGUGUACAGUGAAGUCGCAUCUGCUGUUGGCUCCUCUGGAUACACCACGCUCGGCAUAUCACUCAUGAUAGCUGCUGGAACCUGUGUGUUUUCUCUAAUGUGUGCCUUGGUGCUGGGAUUUCUUGAUAAGAGAGCAGAGAGGAUCCUCCACAAAGAACAGGGGAAAACAGGCGAGGUUAUAAAGCUGACUGAUGUGAAAGAUUUCUCCCUAGCCCUCUGGCUCAUCUUUAUCAUCUGUGUGUUUUACUAUGUGGCCAUUUUCCCAUUCAUUGGACAGGGCCAAGUAUUCUUUAUUGAAAAAUUCAACUUCUCUCCAGCUCAAGCCAGAGCUGUCAACAGUAUUGUGUACAUCAUCUCAGCUCCUGCAUCUCCAAUUCUUGGGUUUAUCGUUGACAAGACUGGGAGGAAUGUUGGUUGGGUCCUUACUGCGGUCAUCGCAACACUUGGCGCUCACAUGAUGUUGGCCUUCACCUUCUGGAACCCAUGGAUUGCUAUGUCUCUGCUUGGUCUCUCAUACUCCCUACUCGCCUGUGCACUGUGGCCCAUGGUGGCCUUUGUGGUGCCUGAGCAUCAACUGGGAACAGCCUAUGGCUUCAUGCAGUCCAUCCAGAACCUGGGGCUUGCUGUCAUUGCGAUUGCAGUAGGACUCAUUGUGGAUUUAAGAGGAUACCUGGUGUUGGAAGUGUUUUUCUGCGCCUGUAUUUGCAUUGCUAUGAUGGCAGUGGUGGCGCUAUACUUUGUGGAUUACCUCAAAGGUGGAGAUUUGAACCGGUCAGCUGCUGCCAGAGCCAAACUACAAAAGGAGACGUCUCCAGAUUCAGAAUGAUGAUGAUGAUGAUGGUGAUGAGCGAACACACAUGGGUCCUGGGCUUCAGAAAAAGCAGGCUGCACUGUCCACCCCACAGCUUUCAGUCUACAGCCAAUGGGGCGGGACUGCGGUUCUGGCUCUGCCCAGUGAUGUCAUCUGUGGCUCUUCGAACCUGAACUGACUGUCUGGGAUUGGCUGUUGCUUAACCCUGCGUUUUAUAUAAGGACACUGACAAAUGACAAAUCUCAUUUUGGACAUAACUACUUUUCAUCUGACUUCAUUUCUACCUGCUCACACUGACAACUAACUUUUCAUGUCCAGCGAAAAGUUCCUUAAGUGCUGGAAAGUUUUAAAUACUGUCAAGAGGAAUGAUGCACUUAUUCCUUAAAUAUCCUAGAUUUUUACUACCUCCCUUUGUAAUUCGAGAUAUAGGGUUCCUAUUUCAGUUUAGGCAAACGUUAUGGGUAUUGCUUUGUUUCCAGAAGAGCUUAUUUGAGUUAACACAUGUCAGCAUAAUCACUGCCAAAGCGAACUGUUUCAUAAUGAAAUAAGCACACUUAUUUUCUCCAUCAGCUUGAAUCAGAUGCUUCAUUGAUCUUUUUAGUUGCUGAAUAAUUUCCAAAAGAGCAUGGUCUUGACUGCUUAAGCUUUAUUGCUCAAUUAUUUUAUUUCCUAAACUGCUUAUCAAUGAGCUGUGAAGUUCACAAGAGGUAAUUUUCUGUUGCAUCAUCAAAUGGUAUAUUAAUGUACCAGUAUAAAAAAAAACAUUAAGCCCACUUUUGAAUGCACUUAACUGUGUAAGGAUACUCAGCUGUAUCUUUUAUAAACUUGAUCCUUAAGGGGACCUUUUUUUUUCUGUAAGGGGACCUUUUUAAAAAACUUAAAUGUUUUAUAGGUUAUUCUCGUGUAUUAUAUUCACAGGAUUAACCUGAUCAAAGCACUUUCCCAAAAUUGCUGCUUGCUUCAUUUGAACAGACUCAUCAUGCACUCUUAACAAUUAGUAUUUUAACAAUGUAAUUGAAGAUUAUUCUCCAUAUGCUUACUUCUGGGUUUCAGACGAUGUAUGAGCUGGUAUGAGACACACACCAUCCAUUCAUUUUAAAAUUGAAACAAAAAUGUGUACCAUGAUGAAAUUAUUUGGGGAAAAAAUAAUUUGUAAUAAUUUGUAUUUCUAACAUAUUGACGCAGUAAUAAUGUCACCUAUAACAUUUAAUAUUUUAUUUUGAUGCACAAAACAUUUUAAAAAAUGGCUGCCAAUUUGAAUGCUAGAUUUCAAGUCUGUAACAAAAAAAUGAAAUCUCUGCAUUGCUGACCUUUUUAGAGUAGCGGGUCAUUUAAAGGGAACAUAUCAUGCUUUGAAAUCAUUCAGUUGCGGUCUAUAUAAAGUGGAACUGCAUUGCUUUGGUCUGAAUCCGUCAUUAUUGUUGCCCUCCGGCCCCUCUUUUGCCCCUGUUCUGAGGUCUGUCUGAGAGCAACCUGUUUUGGUGCUGUCUCUUUAGAUCUAAAGGAGGCGCUUCAUACCCCGCCCGCCUCCAGGUCUCAGAGCGGUCCACUCCACCCCGUUUGGCCGCUUUUGUAGUAUGCUGGGGGACGGUGUAUUGAACAACUGCACAUUUUGAUUUAUCCACUUGUAGCUUCUGCAUCCUUCAGCUUGUACUACAAAAUCGCUCCAAGAAAUAAAAAUGGCAGAUUUGCUAAAUUGGUAAUCUUGAAGUUCAUGACCUUGUUUAGCAGCUCCGCAGUCAAUACCGUGACCGAAAUGUUCAGAAAACGUAACAGAAAACUGAAUGGCUUGAACAAUAUGGCCCAAACAGAAAGUAAAGAUGUCUAUGCAGCUCCUGGACAGGUUACAUUCAAAAUGUCUACACUAGAAACUCCGUUUUGCAUGAUAUGUCCCCUUUAAGCUAUCUGAUAGCCAGGCAAAUCUAGUCCAACUAAUCUUCUAAGUUGUACUUUGUUACACUGAGUUAUGGUGGUGGUGUUUUUGUAACACUGGCUGCAUUAACUGUUGUUGAUUUGUUUAAAUUAUGUGAUUGAGAUAUGCUGAUUAUUAAAUGUUUGCACCAAAUCACAUUUGAAACCAAGGGCUAUAACAUAAUAAAUGUGAAUAACUUUUAUUAAA
This is a messenger RNA of Fundulus heteroclitus (mummichog), 3598 nucleotides long. RefSeq names its product major facilitator superfamily domain containing 1 (gene mfsd1). The transcript is spliced from 17 exons. NCBI's taxonomy places the organism in Eukaryota, Metazoa, Chordata, Actinopteri, Cyprinodontiformes, Fundulidae. The coding region runs from base 82 to 1494 and encodes 470 amino acids. Gene Ontology annotation, molecular function: transmembrane transporter activity. The record is from RefSeq and is a predicted model, not a curated record. Gene Ontology annotation, biological process: transmembrane transport. Gene Ontology annotation, cellular component: lysosome.